Messenger RNA from Limanda limanda (common dab), 2389 nucleotides. It is a transcript of the gene kdm8, whose product is annotated as lysine (K)-specific demethylase 8. Gene Ontology annotation, molecular function: histone H3K36 demethylase activity. Gene Ontology annotation, cellular component: nucleus. The coding region runs from base 185 to 1459 and encodes 424 amino acids. The record is from RefSeq and is a predicted model, not a curated record. The transcript is spliced from 8 exons. NCBI's taxonomy places the organism in Eukaryota, Metazoa, Chordata, Actinopteri, Pleuronectiformes, Pleuronectidae.
UGUAGUUGGAGCAGCAGCAGCUUCGUUGCUGGACUCAGUCUCUGAUUGCUUCAUAGAUCAUGUUUUAAUUCAACUGUGAGAACGUCAUGAUAACAGAUUAAUGACUCAUAUAUAAUAUUUUAAUUUAUGUUUAGCUCACUGGGUUUUAAAAGCCUCGGUGUCCUGGACUUCCUGUAAGACUUCCAUGAAGACCUCCUCAUCGAUGGCUACACUCUGGUCUAAAAUCUCUGCAGCUCUGCCCCAUAAUGAGGAACAGUUCCCUCUGCAGUUCAGUGACACGGUGGAGUUGAGCGUGGUGGACGUGUUGAAACGCUCCAGGCAGCAGCUGUACGGCGACGCCGCGUGCACCAGUCGCUCGCUCGGUGCUCAGAUCAUUUUGGAUCUGUCGUGGGAGAAGCUCAACACGGGAACGUGGCGCCACGUGGACAAAGAGUGGAGGCGUGUGUAUUCGUACGGCUGCCUGUUCAAAGUGGCCGCUCUGUGCCGCGAUGGUCCAUCAGAGAACGAGGUCCUGCAGGCCGUCCGGACUUGUGACAUGGGUUUGCUCAUGGGUGCAGCCGUCCUGGAUAAUAUACUUCAGGAUAUAGUCGGGAUUCUGCAGGACGAGGUCAGGAAGUCGUCGAAAGAAGAAGAUGAACCAACUGAGGUGAAGAGACCGAAGCUCGAGCGGCCACGUGUUCCUGUGAUCAGACAAGAGUUUGCGAUUCCCAGGGUGACGUGUCCGUCGCUGGAGAGCUUCAACACAAACCACCUGCUGCCCCUCAAACCAGUGGUUUUAGAAGGGACCAUUGACCACUGGCCUGCACUUAAUGGACACCGCUGGAGCAUAGAAUACCUGAGGUCUGUGGCCGGGUGUCGGACCGUUCCCGUCGAGUUGGGAUCCAGGUACACGGACGAAGAAUGGUCCCAAACUCUAAUUACGGUCAAUGAAUUCAUCGAUCGAUAUAUUAUGAAUAAAGUAAGUGCAUCCUCAUCAGAGUCUUGCAUUUGCAUUCAUGAAGCACAGAGGACGGGUUUGGGUUAUCUGGCUCAGCACCAGCUUUUUGAUCAGAUACCAGAGUUGAAGGAAGACAUCCGUCUCCCUGAUUAUUGCUGUCUGGGUGAGGAAGAUGAAGACAACAUUACAGUAAACGCAUGGUUUGGUCCUGGAGGCACGGUGUCUCCUCUUCACCAAGACCCGCAACAGAACUUCUUGGCUCAGGUUGUGGGGAGCAAAUACAUUCGCCUGUAUUCCCCAGAGGACACGGACAAGCUGUACCCUCAUCAAUCACAGCUGCUUCACAAUACCAGUCAGGUGGAGGUGGAGAAUCCAGACGCGGAGCGGUUCCCGGAAUUUGCCAAAGCUCCAUAUCUGGAAUGCGUGCUGCAGCCCGGAGACGUGCUGUUCAUCCCUGUCCAACACUGGCACUACGUCCGCUCCUUGGAGCUCAGCUUCUCCGUCAGCUACUGGUGGUCGUGAAUUUCCGAUUCCAUAAUAAUAAUAAUAAAUUAUAUAUUGUUUAUUUAUAAGAUUCUGCUGUUUCCUGCUGCUGUGGAUGGGAAAUCAGUGUGAGAGAGUUCUCAACUAAAGCUAAUUCUCAUAAAUGUGAGGACAACCGCUGAUCACACAAACCUUUGAUCCAUGAACAAUGAACACACUCUGCAGAAUGAUUAGUUUAAUUGUGCCGCUGAUGAGUGCAACAACAUCUAUUGUGUGGAAAGCCAACAGCGGAGAUAAAAAACAACAAAUGAGCGGUUAAAACUGUUUGUGCUCAUUUCAUCUCGCAUAUAAUUUACAGAAGGCUGUCGUCUAAUUUGAUAGGAUAUGUUUUCUCUUUUCAAAUUGGCUUAUUUAAUUGUGCUCUCAACCUUAUUCCUACAAAUAUCCUCAGUUGUAUGAUUUCCAUAAUUCAUGGAAAUGAGGCGAGUCCUCAGAUUUAAUAACCGAGUGAGCUACAGGUACAAAGAAAUGUGGUAAUAAACACGGAUCUCUGGUUGAACUGACAGUGUGGCAAUCAAGCAGGUCACAAAUGAGACUUAAUAAAUUAAAUGUAUUAAUUCCCCGAGCGCAGAGAGACUUCAAUUAAAAUGGUCUCAUUGGUUAAGUACCCUGACACUACAACUGUUGUCGAGCAGCAAAAACAUAACACCUGACUACCGAGACUUUUUUCAUUUCUGAUUUCAGCCCAAGUCUUUACUCCUGUCGGUCCAUUUCAAUUAAACAUGCUCAUCACAUCCCUGAGGUGUGAGGAGAUGUGAGAUAAAGAACUAUUCAGGGAAAUCAAGGAGCUGAAGAGCUUUCUGAGAAUUUUUUAAUAAAACAUCACAAUUUGUGUUUUUUUUCUGAUUGACAUCAACAGUUGAAAUAACUCCGGCUAUUUUCUGCAAAUGUAAGAAAUACAAUGCAGCC